GAUUAUUUCGAAAUUGUCAAAAAACCAAUGGAUCUGUCAACAGUGAUUGACAAAUUGGACCGAGGGGUAUACAAAAAUCCAUGGGAUUUCAACGAUGAUAUGUGGUUGAUGUUUGAUAAUGCCUGGCUAUACAAUCGCAAGAACUCGAAAGUGUAUAAAUUCUGUAGCAGGCUCAACGAAGUGUUUGUGGUGGAAAUCGAUCCGGUGAUGCGUAAAAUGGGCUAUUGCUGUGGUCAACAGCUUGCCUUUACUCCGUUGGCACUCUUUUGCUACGGCCAAUCGAUGUGUACAAUUGCACGGGAUCAAACAUAUCACGUAUACGAAACCAACAUGGUUCCAAAAUCGAAAUUUGUGCAGAUGAAAAACGACCAAAUCGAUUUUGAACCGUUCGAGAAAUGUAUCCUCUGCUAUCGAAAGUGGCAUCAAGUUUGCGCCCAAUAUAACAAAAAGGUUUUCCCGGAAGGAUUUAUUUGCGAGACAUGUCGCCGUGAAAAGAACUUACCAAAGCCAGAAAAUCGUUAUACGGCGAAAAAACUCCCACAUUGCCAGCUGUCGAAAUUCAUCGAAGAUCGUGUUAACAAAUUUAUGAAAAAUAAUCCAGCUGGCAAAGAUUACGAAGUGAUCAUCCGUGUGCUAUGUGCUGCUGACAAGGAAGUUGAAGUGAAGCCACUCAUGAAACAAAAAUAUGGACCACUUGGUUUUCCGGAAAAAUUCCCAUAUCGAACGAAGGCAAUUUUUGCUUUCGAAGUUAUCGAUGGAGCGGAAGUUUGCUUUUUUGGAUUACAUGUACAGGAAUAUGGAAGUAAUUGUCCACCACCAAAUCAGCGGUGCGUUUUUGUUAAAAUAACUGCACCUUACACAGUAAAAAUAGUGAGUAGGAUGGGUUAG
Messenger RNA from Gongylonema pulchrum, 888 nucleotides. The record is from the annotation of a GenBank genome assembly. NCBI's taxonomy places the organism in Eukaryota, Metazoa, Nematoda, Chromadorea, Rhabditida, Gongylonematidae.